This is a messenger RNA of Cucurbita moschata (crookneck pumpkin), 1914 nucleotides long. Its product is annotated as DNA-directed RNA polymerase I subunit rpa49-like. Gene Ontology annotation, biological process: RNA polymerase I preinitiation complex assembly; transcription elongation by RNA polymerase I; nucleolar large rRNA transcription by RNA polymerase I. The coding region runs from base 327 to 1640 and encodes 437 amino acids. Gene Ontology annotation, cellular component: RNA polymerase I complex. Gene Ontology annotation, molecular function: DNA binding. Lineage: Eukaryota; Viridiplantae; Streptophyta; Magnoliopsida; Cucurbitales; Cucurbitaceae. The transcript is spliced from 5 exons. The record is from RefSeq and is a predicted model, not a curated record.
UCAUACCAAAUAAUUGAGAGCAAGACCAAGCCCUAGCUCGUCUUCUCUCUCAAAAUCGGCAGGUUUGAUUAUUUUCCUUUCUAAUUAGGAAUCUUUUGCUUAUAUUUUGCGCUCCAGAAGGAUCCCAUUUUGAAUUCCACCAAUAUGAUGCUGAAAUGAAAUAGAAGUAAUUCCGGAAGCUACUUGUUCCCGGGAAAUUGACGCGUUAAGUUCUCUUCAGCGAGCUGAAGCUCUUGGAGUUGACAAUUGUGUGUGCAUUUAAAAAUCUGAGGGUUAUUUUCUUGUUUAUUUGAAUUAUACACACUCUGAGCUUGUUAACAGAAUUAAUGGCGGGAGAUUCUAAAUAUUUUGAAGAAACCCAUUACGCAGAACCAGAAGCGAAUUCUCAGUCUCCAGCGAAGAAAAAGAAGAAGAGUGAAAAGAAGAAGAAACGAGUUCCACCUGUGAAUACAAAAAUCCAAGUCCUCAGCAACCAUCCUGAGAAAAUUCCACCAUUAGUUGGUUAUUUCCCCUCUGGAUAUGAUCCUAACAAGGAUCCCAAUGAGGAAGUGGUCGAGGAACAAAAUUCUGUAAGGGCUAAGGUUUAUAGGCACAAGAAAAAACCAAAUAGGAUGCAGCUGGUUGUAAGUCCAACAGGGUCGAAUGUGGAUUUUGUUGGUACCAAUUACUUGGGUGAGGCUACUGCUGGAAAACAACAUUGCAGCUAUGCUCUCGGUGUUCUCGAUAAGGCAACCCAAAGCUUAAAGAUUGUACCUAUUGCAUCAAAUAUGAUAUUUAGAUUGGAUCCUAAAGUUAGAGGUUCAGAUGUUCCUGAAAAUGAAUCCCCAAGUGUGGCGAAUGACGAGCUCUCUGUGCAGGAGAAAGCUGAUAGAAUGAGAGAGCUCAGCAAUCUCUAUGGAACGAAGAAGUCGAUAAAACAGGCAAAGAAGCUGCUUUCUUUGAAGCAAGAGGAUGAUCCUGAGACCAAGAAGGAUCUAGAUGGGAAAAUGAAAAAUGUCGUGGUAAACAAAGAGGCGUUGGAAAGUUCGAAUGCACAAAUUUCUCGUAAUAUACCGACAUAUAAUGCUUCUGCAACGACUCCACAAGAAGCUUACCCCCUCGACAAGAUUAUCCUCAAGGGAGAAUGGGGUUUCCUGGAAGAUCUUUAUUUCCUUUUGCAAGCAGAAUCUGAAAUAAGUGCCAAUUAUCCAUCCUUUGUCCGCAACAGAAUUUAUAAAUUGCAAGACAUUCAGGAUGAGGAAGAGAAAAAGAAGCUCUGCUGCAUAUAUUCAUACAUCACUCAUCUAAUAAAGUACAAGGAUCAGCAUUCUAUGGAUGGCGUUUCUUCUGUUAAGGGCCAUAAAAUUCCUAGCAUGCUACGACAAAAGUUCUCAUCCAUGUUUUCAACUACGGAGUCGAGAAGACUUUCAGCAGAGAAAACCGAUCUUCUCAUUAGCCACGUUUUGGUGCUCGCGUUAUUUCCCGAUGAAUUCAGCAGUGAUCCAUCAGACAUAGCUAGGGAUCUGAGAACUAGUCCUUUCACUCUAAGAGUCCAUUAUGACAAUCUGGGUUGCAAGUUUAUACGCAAGAACAACUUGUCAUUGGUUACGCUUCCUGUCCCGCUUCAAUUUCCCGAGUUGAGGCGAAAGAGACGACGAUAAGCAAGAUGGUUAGAUUGUAGUAGUUACACUGUUGUUGUAAGUUAAAGAAGUUGAAUUCUGUAUAGGAAAAGGUCGAGCAGUUUUGUUGAGUAAAACGGGUAAAUGUUCAUAUUGAUAAAUUUCAUGUGUUCUUUUUUUCACAUUGUAAAUGGCAACUUCUUUCCAUGAAACAGCUCUGUGGCAUAGAAUGGCGUUUUCUUAUUUGGAAGUUGGAACUUUGGAUGGUGAAGCUUAAUGAGACAGAGUCAAAUGAUGAGGUUUCGUUUCUUCUUCC